AUGAAGUUCGUCGCUCUUAUCUCCGGCGGCAAGGACUCCUGCUUCAACGUCCUCCAUUGUUUGGCCAACGGCCACGAGCUCGUGUGCCUGGCAAAUCUCUAUCCACCACCCUCUGACUCGCACGAGCUCGACUCCUUUAUGUACCAGACCGUGGGCUUCGAUAUCGUGCCGUACUACGCAGAUUGCACGGGGAAACCAUUGUACCGACGGAUGAUCUGCGGUGAUUCGCACAACCAGAAGCUGGAAUACGAGCGGACAGAGAACGACGAGACCGAGGAUCUGUACGAGCUGCUGAAGCUCGUGAAGGAGCACCACCCUGACGUGGAGGCUGUUAGCGUGGGGGCCAUUCUGUCGUCGUACCAGCGCACCCGCGUGGAGGACGUGUGCAGCCGUCUUGGACUCAUUGCGCUGGCGUAUUUGUGGCAGAGAGAUCAGGAACAGCUGAUGGGCGAGAUGUGCGCCUCAAAAAUGGAAGCCAGACUCAUCAAAGUGGCUGCUAUCGGCCUCAACGAAAAACACCUGGGGCUGACUUUGCAGGAGAUGUACCCAGUACUGGUGGACUUGAAUAGGAAGUACGGGGUGCACGUGUGUGGCGAAGGCGGCGAGUUCGAGAGCUUGGUGUUUGAUGCGCCCUUCUUCACUAAGGGAAGGCUAAAAAUCAUACACCAGGACACCGUGCGACACACCAACGACGAGGUGUGGUAUCUGAAGCUAAAAGUGGAGGUGGUGGAGAAACAGGGUGGGGGAAGAUUCGACUUGGAGCAACCACCACUGUUGCACGAGCCGUUCAAGGGGAUACGAGGGCAGAUCAAACACGGCUUGCGGCGAGCACCGACGAGUAACGCGCAACACUUUCGGCACGGGCGCCAGAACUCAUCGCACUUGAGAUCCCUUCUUCGCCUAAGCAACAUCACCUCCACGCAACCAACAGCCGAGCUACAAAUGGCCCACAUUAUGUCCCAACUAAAAGAUUACCUGGACAAUCAUAAGUUGCACCCCACGAACGUGAUCUUCUCCUCGCUACUCGUGAGCGACAUGUCAAAAUUUGGCGUGCUCAACUCCAUAUACCAAACAAUCUUCACACACCCACUUCCACCGGCCCGUGUGUGCCUGGAAACCAAGUUACCGGAAAACUGCUUUGCCCAGCUCUCUGUGGAGAUAAUAAACAACAUCGGCUUUAAAAAAGGUCUACACGUCCAGGGCCGGUCUUACUGGGCACCAUCAAACAUUGGACCAUAUUCGCAGGCCAUAGCAGAUACAUCCACCUACAUGGCCCACAUCAGCGGCCAAAUCCCGCUAGUCCCCAAAGACAUGAGCGUGUGCAAGGAUGUUUUGACUCAAACGGUGCUCGCACUCCAACACUUUGAGCACGUCAAGGAGGCCAUCGGAAGCAAGACCGUGCUCUUCAUGUGCUGCUUUGUGACCGACGCAAGCCUCGUGGACGUCGUCAGUCACACUUACACCCUCUAUACGCAAGCAUCACGUGAUGUUGACCACGUGCCACAAUUAGUGACGGUGAUUGCGAGCGCGCUGCCCCGCGGGGUGGACGUGGAGUGGACGGGUGUGUGUGUGAACGAGGGUGUGGGCGACUACGAGCACGCAAAGAUAGCGUUCGAUACAGACAUGGAAUACUUGGCAGACAGACACUACAGGAUAUACUACAGCGGUGUCGGGCUGCCUGCUGCGUUGCCAAGUUCCUACGAGAUGGUUCCGGUGCAAGGUGUGUUUGACGUUUCCGCGGAAGAGCGGCGAUAUGCUGUGGUGGAAAUGCCAUGAGCCCUCUCUACGUAUCACGUGCCCACACAACACCGCGCACCAGAAGUCGCGGAAAAAAUUUGGCGGAGUGAGGGUGGUUGGCCUGCGCGAAGAGAUUACUCAGAGAUAUUUCUUUUCAGCCAAAGAGUUAUUUCCAAGAUGUCGACCAGAGCUCCAAAGUGGUACGAAUCGGAGGACGUUCCUGUUCCAAAGCAGACCAGAAAGUCUGCCAGACCCCAGAAGCUGAGAGCCUCACUUGUUCCGGGCACCGUUCUGAUUCUUCUUGCUGGAAGAUUCAGAGGCAAGAGGGUUGUCUACCUGAAGAACCUUGAGGACAACACCCUUCUUGUUUCCGGCCCAUUCAAGGUCAACGGUGUUCCUUUGAGAAGAGUCAACGCCAGAUACGUCAUUGCCACCUCCACCAAAGUGUCUCUUGACGGCCUUGACCUGUCCAAGUUCAACGUGAGCUACUUUGCUAGAGAGAAGUCCAGCUCCAAGAAGUCGGAGGGUGAAUUCUUUGGCGAGGGUACCAAGAAGGAGAUCAAGAGCGAGAGAAUCGAGGACCAGAAGGUUGUUGACAAGGCCCUGAUCUCCGAAAUUAAAAAGACCCCAUACCUGAAACAAUAUCUGGCUUCCACCUUUUCUCUGAAGAGCGGUGACAAGCCUCACGCCAUGAAGUUUUAGAGUCCAUCACCGCCAUCGCCCUGUCUACCAACUCCAAGUCC
Molecule: messenger RNA, 2480 nt
Organism: Ogataea polymorpha
Lineage: Eukaryota; Fungi; Ascomycota; Pichiomycetes; Pichiales; Pichiaceae
Exons: 1
Coding region: 1-1776 (591 amino acids)
Biological process (GO): protein histidyl modification to diphthamide
Molecular function (GO): diphthine-ammonia ligase activity
Source: RefSeq, a predicted model, not a curated record